CGUACGGUGCCGUGGGCUUAGGAGCUUCGGCUGAUAUGUUUCUGUUAAAAACAAAACAGUGUGCGUUUAGUUUGGCGGUUGUUCUCCAACUUCCUCGUCUUCCUACAGAGUUUGCUUCCAUCGUCUUCCUUUGUCUUUCUCUGUCUCUGUCUCUUAUUAUUUUUUUUAUCUUUCUCCGAUUUAUUUUUUAAUAUAUAGUUUUCAUAAUUAGUUUUGCGAUAAAUCAGGAGAUUUAAUAAUUUGAAGACACUUUCCGCACAAGUUUCUUCCAUCUCUGAAUCUCGACCGAUCGUUUGAGGGGUAAGAAGAUUUUGAGCUGUCGUUGUGAUUGGUUUGAUAUCCUUAGUUUUCUUAUCUCUUUAUCUCUGAGGUGGAGUAUCUCUUAAGCCUAGAUAUUUUGUUGGAUUAGGGUUAGGGUUACUAACAUCUUUUGUCUUCUCAGUUCUUAUUACGGUCCCUUGGUUUUGUGGACUGGAGAGUGAUUGGUUCCAAUCCAAUGGAGCCUUUCAGUGCUGCUCAGAACAAAGAGGACAAGGACACUAAUGUAGAAUCUCCUAGUAGUCCGCGUCAUCGGGAGAUUCUUGCUAGAUGGGAUCCGGCUGAUGCAAAGAGGCCAGACAUUGGUGAAGCUCCAGUAUUCCACCCUACAUCAGAGGAGUUUGAAGAUACACUUGCUUACAUAGAAAAGAUACGUCCCUUAGCUGAAUCAUUUGGUAUUUGUCGAAUCGUGCCACCAUCGAAUUGGUCUCCUCCUUGUCGGCUUAAAGAGAAAAGUAUAUGGAAGGAUACAAAGUUCCCAACCCGUAUUCAGAUUGUUGACCUGCUACAGAACAGAGAGCCCAUGAAGAAGAAGAAGAAACCUAAGGGAAGGAAACGGAAACGUGGAAGAAACUCAAGAACCGUCGCCUCCAAGAAACGAUAUGGCUCUGUAUCUCGUUCUGUUUCCUCACCCAAGACGACCGAAGAAGAGACAUUUGGUUUCAACUCUGGUUCAGAUUUCACUCUUGAGGACUUUGAGAAAUACGCUCGAUACUUCAAAGACUAUUACUUUGGAAGAAAAGACAAUGCUGGAGAUACAGAAUGGACUCCAACUGUUGAGGAGAUCGAAGGAGAGUACUGGAGGAUCAUUGAGCAACCAACAGAUGAAGUCGAGGUAUCUUAUGGCGCUGAUUUGGAGAACAGAGUACUUGGAAGUGGAUUUUACAAGAGAGGGGACAUGAAAACCGGAAGAAGCGAUAUGGAUCCAUACAUAGCUUCAGGUUGGAACUUGAACAACCUACCGAGGCUCCCUGGCUCGUUACUGUCAUUCGAGGAUUCUCAUAUUUCUGGUGUUCUCGUGCCAUGGUUGUACAUUGGCAUGUGCUUUUCAACGUUUUGUUGGCAUGUCGAGGACAAUCAUCUAUACUCACUGAACUAUCAUCACUUUGGCGAGCCAAAAGUAUGGUACGGAGUUCCCGGAAGCCAUGCAACUGGGCUAGAGAAGGCGAUGAGAAAACAUCUACCAGAUUUGUUCGAUGAACAACCUGAUCUACUUCAUGGACUGGUUACUCAGUUUUCUCCAAGCAUUUUGAAAGAUGAGGGAGUCCCGGUUUAUCGUGCAGUUCAGAAUGCAGGGGAGUAUGUUCUAACAUUCCCUAGAGCAUAUCAUUCGGGAUUCAACAGCGGAUUCAACUGUGCAGAAGCGGUGAAUGUGGCUCCUGUUGAUUGGCUAGCUCAUGGUCAAAAUGCUGUGGAAAUAUAUAGCCAAGAGAACCGGAAAGCUUCUUUGUCUCAUGACAAAAUUCUCCUUGGAGCAGCGUAUGAAGCUGUUAAGUCCCUCUCAGCUUCUGGGGAAGAUAAUACAAAAAGGUUCAGCUGGAAGAGUUUCUGUGGGAAGGAUGGUAUUCUUACUAAGGCAAUCGAGGCGCGGUUACGGAUAGAAGAAAGAAGAAUUGAGGCCCUUGGAAAUGGUUUCAGCUUGAGAAAGAUGGAAAAGGACUUUGAUUCAAAAGGUGAAAUGGAAUGCAUCUCUUGCUUUAGUGACUUGCAUCUCUCUGCUACUGGCUGCAACAACUGCUCAUCUUUCGAAGAAUAUGGUUGCACGAAACACGAUAUAUGUUCAUGUGAAGGGAACGACCGGUUCAUCUAUCUUCGUUACACCAUAGAUGAGUUAAGCUCGUUGAUAAGAGCAUUGGAAGGUGAAUCAGAUGAUUUAAAAACUUGGGCUUCCAAAGUCGUUAAGGAAAAGCAGUUACAUAAACAAUCUUUUGAUCUGAAUCUUGACUUGGUAUCGGAUGGUGAGUGUAAUACUUCUUCUGAGAUAUGUGAUGAUGCAUCCAUUAUGGAAUUUGCUGCUUAUGUCGUCGAACCUAUAAAUCUUGGGUUCUUGGUCGUUGGAAAGCUUUGGUGUAACAAGGAUGCUAUAUUUCCAAAAGGGUUUAAGAGUCGGGUUAAAUUUUAUAACAUGCAAGAUCCAAUGAGAAUGAGCUAUUACGUCUCUGAGAUUUUAGAUGCCGGACUUAUGGGUCCACUCUUCAGGGUUACUUUGGAAGAAUCUCAAGACGAGAGCUUCUCUUAUGUGUCACCUCAGAAAUGCUGGGAAAUGGUGUUGCUUAGAGUUAAGGAAGAGAUGAUAAAACGCAGCAGCCAAGAACAAGAUGUCCAUAUGUUGGAAACCAUUGACGGGUUAAAAAUGUUCGGUUUUCGCUCUCCGUUUAUAGUUCAGGCCACUGAGGCUCUUGACCCGAACCAUCACCUAGUGCAGUAUUGGAACCAUAAGAAUGAGACGGCUUGCUCCAUGUCAAAUUCUUCCCUGAGCUUAACCAAAACAAAACUUUUUGGGGUUGAUUUGAAUUGAACUUGAAGAGGAACACUCGUCAAGAAGGCGAUGGAGAGACAAUGUUAGAUAGAACUCACCAAUUUUCCUUGCCUUGAUGAUUUUUCUUAGAAUUAAUUCUUUCAGUAUAUUGUUUCUCUCAUCAAGCCAAAUUGUAACUUUUGUUGUUCGUAGAUGAACUGCAGUAUCAUGACAGAUAUGUAUCCUAAUGUUGUUUGUUGAAAUAAAUGGUUUAAACAAAAA
This is a messenger RNA of Arabidopsis lyrata subsp. lyrata, 3058 nucleotides long. RefSeq names its product lysine-specific demethylase JMJ15. NCBI's taxonomy places the organism in Eukaryota, Viridiplantae, Streptophyta, Magnoliopsida, Brassicales, Brassicaceae. The transcript has 10 exons. Gene Ontology annotation, biological process: chromatin remodeling. The record is from RefSeq and is a predicted model, not a curated record. Gene Ontology annotation, cellular component: nucleus. The coding region runs from base 497 to 2836 and encodes 779 amino acids. Gene Ontology annotation, molecular function: histone H3K4me/H3K4me2/H3K4me3 demethylase activity.